UCGGUUCCGGGUUUGUGGCCCCGGUUCCCGGACCGGGCUGGGCUCUCGGGCCGCCCCGGCCUCGCGCAGCACCCCUCGGGUGCCGGGCUCCUCGGACCCGCCCCAGCGGGCCCCCCUCGCCCUCCGCGGGCCCGCCGGUGCUGGCCUCGGGACCCAGCCCCCCUCGCCCUCCGCCGGGGCGCCGGCCCUCGCUGCCCCAUGGAGUCCCAGUGCGACUACUCGAUGUAUUUUCCGGCGGUGCCGUUGCCGCCUCGCGCCGAGCUGACGGGGGACCCGGGCCGGUACCGGGCGCUGCCCCGGCGGAACCAUCUGUACCUGGGGGAGACUGUCCGCUUUCUGCUGGUGCUGCGCUGCCGGGGCGGCGCGGGGUCCGGUGCCGGGGGCGGCGUGGGCUUGGGCUCCCGAGGGGCCUGGGCAGAACUGGCCACCACCUUGGCUGCCCUGGCCUCGGUCAGCGCCGGCGGCGGGGCUCCCGGGGUCGGUGGCACUGGCGACUCGGAUCCCGAACCCCCAGGAGGGGUUGGGGACCCAGGAGGUGGGGGCUUGUUCCGAGGCUGCAGCCCCCUUCUGACCCACGGCCCGGGCCCUGCUACCUCAGGGGGAGCGACCACGCUGCCUAUGGAGGAACCAAUAGUCUCCACGGAUGAGGUCAUCUUCCCACUCACUGUUUCACUGGACAGACUGCCCCCAGGGACACCCAAGGCCAAGAUUGUAGUGACCGUGUGGAAGCGGGAGGUCGAGGCACCUGAGGUCAGAGAUCAAGGCUACCUGCGCUUGCUGCAGACGCGAUCUCCUGGGGAGACCUUCCGAGGAGAGCAGAGUGCUUUCAAGGCCCAAGUGAGCACCCUGCUGACUCUGCUGCCCCCGCCCAUUCUGAAAUGCCGGCAGUUCACUGUGGCCGGCAAACACCUGACUGUACUCAAAGUGCUGAACAGCUCCUCCCAGGAGGAAAUCUCCAUCCGGGAUAUCCGAAUCCUCCCGAACUUCAAUGCCAGCUACCUACCUGUCAUGCCAGACGGCUCUGUGCUGCUGGUGGACAACGUCUGUCACCAGGCUGGAGAGGUCUCCAUGGGCUCCUUCUGCCGGCUCCCCGGCACCUCUGGCUGCUUCCCCUGCCCGCUGAGUGCCCUGGAGGAACACAACUUCCUGUUUCAGCUGAGAGGGGGUGAGCAGCCCCCUCCAGGAGCCAAGGAGGGCCUGGAAGUACCCCUGAUCGCUGUGGUGCAGUGGUCCACCCCGAAGCUGCCCUUUACCCAGAGUAUCUACACCCAUUACCGCCUGCCCAGUAUCCGCCUGGACCGCCCGUGCUUUGUGAUGACCGCUUCUUGCGAGUCUCCCAUCCGGACCUACGAGCGGUUCACGGUCACCUACACGCUGCUCAACAAUCUCCAGGACUUCCUCGCUGUGAGGCUCGUGUGGACCCCCGAGCACGCUCAGGCCGGGAAGCAGCUGUGUGAGGAGGAACGCCGGGCCAUGCAGGCAGCUCUGGACUCCAUCGUCUGCCACACGCCCCUGAACAACCUUGGCUUUUCUCGGAAGGGCAGUGCCCUCACCUUCCGCGUGGCCUUCCAGGCUCUCAGGACCGGGCUCUUCGAGCUGAGCCAACACAUGAAACUGAAGCUACAGUUCACAGCCAGCGUCUCUCACCCUCCGCCCGAGGCCCGGCCCCUCUCUCGAAAGAGCAGCCCCAGCAGCCCUGCCGUGCGGGACCUAGUGGAGAGGCACCAGGCGAGCCUGGGCCGCUCCCAGUCCUUCUCCCACCAACAGCCCUCCCGCAGCCACCUCAUGAGGUCUGGCAGUGUAAUGGAACGCAGGGCCAUCACGCCCCCUGUGGCCUCACCUGUGGGCCGUCCCCUCUACCUGCCCCCGGAGAAGGCAGUGCUCUCACUGGACAAGAUCGCCAAACGCGAGUGCAAGGUCUUGGUGGUGGAGCCCGUCAAAUAGCACGGGGCCUGCUCCCUGCCUCCCUCCACUCCUCGAACCAGAAACUGCAGAAAGGAUCUUCCCCUCCCUCCCAGACUGCUACCUCCCCCAGAGGGUGAAGAGGCCCCACAGGCCUGUCUGUCUGUCUGUGUCUGCUGAUGAGAAGCUGUGAAUUGGGUGGGUAUGACUGCAGCACAUGUCAACAGUAUUCCCCCCGAUACCCCCAGCAAGUUCCUGUGGGGGUGGCUGGUCCCACCCCCAGGCCAGGGCAAAGGCUCCAAGAGCUGCCUUACCCCCCUCAGGCCCUUCGAAGUUUACAAAGUGUUGUCCUCAUUCCUCUUGAGUUGUGUUUCCCUGCCUCUGAAGUUCCCUCCCACCCAGCUGCAGGGCUGAGCUGAGAAGGUGGUGGUGGGAAAGAAGCCUCAGACCGUGCCCCUUCCCUCUUGGGGGCCGGGGAGACAGCUAGCGACCUCCACCUACCCCUCAUGUUUACGUUUGCAGCCUGAAGCACUUUAUGUUGUGUGUUUUACAUUUUUUUUGGUCUUGUCCUGUAAAUUAUUCUCCUUCUACUGCUUCCAAUGGAAUUAAAAGACUAUUCAAUGCCUGUCCAGGAGGAA
This is a messenger RNA of Echinops telfairi (small Madagascar hedgehog), 2540 nucleotides long. It is a transcript of the gene TRAPPC14, whose product is annotated as trafficking protein particle complex subunit 14. Gene Ontology annotation, biological process: cilium assembly. The record is from RefSeq and is a predicted model, not a curated record. Lineage: Eukaryota; Metazoa; Chordata; Mammalia; Afrosoricida; Tenrecidae. Gene Ontology annotation, molecular function: alpha-tubulin binding. Gene Ontology annotation, cellular component: TRAPPII protein complex. Bases 199 to 1944 code for a protein of 581 amino acids. The transcript has 11 exons.